GCACUCGUUGCCGCACGUUAUAAUGCUCGAAGUCCACGAACGGAACGAACGUUCGACGACAGUCAUUCAGAGCUCGACCAGUGUGCUGCACGUUUCGUGGCUUCUCUAAUCCUCGUGCUACGUCGUGCUGAAUCACAUCCGCCCUUGGCAGUUGCCGGUGUCGACGAUCGGACCACCCGAACCAACCGGAACAGGAACUAAGGAUACGGAGAGGAAGAACGAUGCUUUGAGUACGUCGCGUGUAUACCGGACAUCGUAUCCCGGUGAAUUUUCUCUGUGACGCGUCGAUCGUCGAUAGAGGCUAUCCUCUGUCUAUACGCACCAGUGACCAGUGAUAUUCGACAAGAGAACUACAUAGAACCUCUAAAGGUUGAGCAUCGCGUUUCCUCCGAAUAUUGAUUAUUCGGGAGGAUGUCGAAGUCGGGAAGCAUCAAGGAUGACGAGAAGGGGCCGUAUGACCCGGUUCCAAUCACCGAUAAAGCCAACGACGAGAUCAAACUAGAGGCGAAGAUGUCCCUAUUGAAUGGAAUUACCGUGAUCGUUGGCUCCAUUAUUGGUUCUGGCAUAUUCGUUAGCCCGACCGGCGUUCUCAAGUAUACAGGAAGCGUGAACGCGAGUCUUCUGGUAUGGACAGCUUCCGGUAUCUUCUCCACGGUAGGUGCGUACUGUUACGCGGAACUAGGUUGCAUGAUCAGAAAGUCGGGUGCCGAUUACGCGUAUAUCAUGGAGACCUUCGGACCCUUUCUGGCGUUCAUCAGGCUCUGGGUUGAGUGCAUGAUAGUCCGGCCUUGCAGCCAGGCCAUCGUUGCCUUAACUUUUAGCGUUUACGUGUUGAAACCAGUGUUUCCGGAUUGUGCACCGCCGGACGAUGCCACGAGGAUAUUGGCAGCGUGCUGCAUCUGCAUCUUGGCGUUCAUUAACUGCUGGGACGUAAAAUGGGCGACCAGGGUGCAAGACAUUUUCACAUACGCAAAAUUACUCGCUCUUUUCAUCAUCAUCUUCGCAGGAGCUUAUCAACUCUUCACUGGACACACGCAGUAUUUCACGUUCGACAACACAAACACAGAAGUGACAUCGAUAGCACUCAGCUUUUAUUCGGGACUGUUCGCUUACAACGGCUGGAACUACUUGAAUUUCAUCAUCGAGGAACUGAAGGACCCUGUUAAGAAUUUGCCAAAGGCUAUUGCUAUCUCGUGCGUCCUUGUUACAACAGUCUACGUUUUCGCAAACAUGGCAUUUUAUACAACGCUGAGUCCAGUGGAAGUUCUCGGCAGUGAGGCUGUAGCAGUCACGUUUGCGAAUCGUUUGUUCGGUAUGUUCGCUUGGAUGAUACCAGUAUUCGUCGCCCUUUCCACAUUCGGCGCUGUAAAUGGAAUUCUUCUGACAUCCUCCAGGCUCUUCUACGCUGGCGCUUGUGAGGGUCAAAUGCCUGAAAUAUUAACGAUGAUCCAAAUUUCGAGGCUCACCCCUACGCCAGCUGUCCUUUGCAUGACCAUGUUGUCCAUGUUGUAUCUCUGCUCUUCCGACAUCUUCGCCCUCAUCAAUUACGUUGGUUUUGCUACUUGGUUGAGCAUAGGAGUUUCUGUCCUCUGUCUACCAUGGCUCAGAUGGACACAACCAAAGCUGCUUAGGCCCAUCAAAGUGAACCUCUUCUUCCCCAUAAUCUAUAUUCUUGCCACCCUCUUUGUAACUAUUGUGCCCAUGUAUGCCAGCCCUGUGGAAACAGGAUAUGGUUGCCUGAUGAUCCUCUCAUCCAUACCCGUAUAUUUUGUGUUUGUCGCGUGGAAAAGCAAGCCCAAGUUGUUCCAGAAAGGAGUCAUAAGCGUCACGAAGUUCCUGCAGAAGAUAAUGCUGGUCGUCGGAAAGUCGAAACCUGCUCAGGUUUAACCGCAGUUACAAUGGAUCCUUUCGACAACGAUGACUUCCGGUUCCAAGAGAACUAGACACUAUUCACAAUGCUCAGGGGGAAUUUCGUUUUCUUUAAAAAAAUUUAUUUCAUAUUUAUGUAUGUGGCAAAUUUGAAAAGUCUGUGCAAACUUCAAAAUAUCGGAUUUAAAAAUCUAAUUCAAUUGGAACAAUAUUCGUUCUCUGAACAUAAAGGGCGUCCUUAUUAGAGGCAGCCAUAUCAAAUCAGGACGCCUACCAGAAGACAACAAUAAAAAUCUGGUUCUCUUGUCUAGUCGCCAUCCGUGUUAAACUGGUUUCGAGAUUUUUGCGGUAAUUUAUCAUUCACAUGUUUCUUCCAACGGAGGUGUAACAUCAUAGACAACCAAUGAUUACAAAGAACUGCUGUAUUUUAACAUAAAGAAGCAUCGACAUGUAACUACUGUCAAAAGGAAAGAUGAUUUGCCCCUCCAUUGGACACGUGGGUACGACUUGAAAGAGACAUUCUAUCGUUAUUAUACCGUUUCAUUGCACAUUGUAUCAUUUCCAUUCCCGAAUUCGACCCUUCGUUUCAAACUUUGCAUUACUAGAUCUUGCAUGGAAAUGAUAGUUCGUAGAUUCUUUGAUAGUAAUUAAUUUAUUAUUCCUUCUUCUUAUAAUCUUCAAACGAAAUUAAUCCUUCGUGAUCCAAGUAAUAUUUAACAAAUAAUUGCAAAUGGUUGUUACUCAAUUUUUUAUUGUAGUUGCUUUCAAGAGCAGUAUACGAUUUAUAAAUUAAUACAAUCUUCAUACAAUAUAUAUUAAGAAUUAAAAACUAUGGUUUUAAAUAUUAAAAUUGGAAAAGUAAAAUAAAAUAAGGUGAAAAUAACGAUUCUAGAUAGGAUUACAAAGGAUUAAUUGUAUAGUUUUCCGAUUAGUUAUUAAGAUAAAAAGAAAAAAAAAGAAUAAAAAGUGAAGAAACGAAGGGUGAGAAUAUUAUAACGCGCUGACACCCGAUCGCAUAAUAUGUACAACAAUCGCGUUUUACUGCCACUGUUGUUGGCGCGUGCACCAUGUAGGUAAACUAUAAGUACACCAUAGAAUCAUGAAGCUCCAGAUUGCGAGCAAAACUUCGUAAGAGGACGGACAGCCACUCGAGUAACUCUGGCUAUUAAUAUAUAUCUUGUUCCUCUCUUUUUACUUUUUUUUUUUUUUAGAUUUUGAACGCGCGUUUUACAGGAAAAUUUAAUUUCACGUCUGUGUAACACAGAGCAAACUUACGAGCGUACGAAUUUUUAUAGUUUUUAUACCUUUUUAAUCGUAAUCUAAGAUCUUAAAAACGAUUUUAGUCGAUUUCUUAGCGUUUGUAUCAUUUUUAAUCAUUCCUUCUCUGGGCCUUUUUUUCUUUCGUGAAGAAUGGUGAAUGCAUGCAGCGUGAAUGUAAAUAUAGAAGAUGUGAAGGAUUAGUGGCAAAAUUGUACCGAGCAUGGCGUGAGUUUAAAUUUCAAGAAAAUUUCAAAAAAAGAAAUAGUAAAUUAAAUUGUUAUGAAAAACUAAAGAAACAUUUGUGUGUACCAGUUGACGAUUGUGAAUUCUGCUUUAAGCUUAUCGUUAAUCGAAGGGAAAAAUCGCAGAAUCCAAAUGUUGCGAGCCUUUCCUUUAUUCUUGAUGAAAUAUCAGAAGAAACUGAAAGAAGAAAAAUAUGAUGCAGCUCGUAAGAUUGUCCUGUUCAUUUGACGAAUUUAAUUUAGUUGAACUAUAAUACAUACUGCGAACCUCUUAAGACUUAACCCAUUAUCUCAUCUCCUAUCACUCACGGAUACCAUAGUUUACACACUGUGAUUCUUACUUUAUCUUAGAGAUGCAUUUUUUUUUUUGUAAAUAUCGAUUUUUGCAAACGAUUGUCGACGCACGGACCUUUUUGGACGGAAAUUUUGAAAGAUUUUCCUUUUCUCACAGGUGCGAUAUAAUUGGUAGACUGUGAGAUUUAAGACGAUGAACAUUUUUUGAUAGCGAUCGUGCGACUUGUUUGAAUGUUUCAACAUAUCUAAAAAGUAUCACAUGUUUUUGAUACAAAUUUUUGAUACAAUGAAAAAAGUUUCAAGUCGCAGCAAUGUCUUUAUUUUUUAAAUGUUUUGCGUCACAAUUUUCAAUCUUUUCUUCAAGUAUAACGAAGAAAAAACAAAAUACGUGAUUUUAUUUGAAAUUAUUUAGGUAAACCGAAAAACUUCUGAAAGCAUUCGUAUUUCGAGAUUUGUUAACAGAUAAGAAACUAUCAAAAUUUCUAAUCUGAAUAAUUAUCUGUAAGAAAGGAUGGUGAAAAAGUUAUUCUACCAAAGAGAAUAGAAAAGAAACUAGAAAAUUCGAGCAUAUCUGUAGCAAAAUUAUUCUAGGACCAAGAUUUUUCUAAAGAGUGUUCUCUCGGUGCUAAGUCUUGUCUAAUUAAAGAAACGUCCCGGUGCGUCUACGCGUAAGAUCACAAAGUAAUUAAAUUACUUUUACCGAAACUCGUCAGCCUGGAUGAUUCGCAUGAUCCAAAUUUGUUUUGGAACAAAAUAUGUUUGGUGGUCAGAAAAUUGAAAUAAGAAUAAAUAGUAAUAUAAUUUUUUAAUAUGUCGAGAAAUGAAUCUAGGAACGUUCUUUUUAUAUCAAAAAAUUGAAAUGAAUCAGUUAGAUAUUAAUCAAGUAUUUUGGAAAUUCCUUCAGAACCACUUGUUUCGAAAUUUGCAGAUUUUUUAACUUUCUAUUUUCUUUUACGCAUUCAAUAGUUGAAACACAAUUUUACAAACAGGGGUUUUUCACAAAUUUUCUCUAAUAUUAUUUUUAAUCUAAGAAGUCUCACCUCAUAGUAACUUCCACUUCUUUCAUUUUAGUCGAUACUUUAAUCGAUGCUAACUGCAAUCACCGAUCAAAAAUUGAAACCAAACAAUAAGACCAAACAAAUUAGGAAUUUAAGAAGUCGCUAGAUGCUCAAUGUGUAUGUAUUUCUUUCCAACUAGCGAUUUAUAGAAUCAGACAAUAUCUUUUUCCUAAUUUAUAUACAAUUUUCCCAUUGGAGAGUAUUAAGUGUUAAAUAGGGAAGGAAGGAAGACGAUUACUUGCAAUUACGAUUAAUAUCUAAGUUUUCCGUGGUUUAGCUGUUUUUGAGGGAUAUGUUUCGACGAUCGUCGUCAACUCCCAUGGAAAACAACUGACCUGACAGAGUGUCCAUCGAUACACGGCCUAGUCGAUCAUUGACGAUUCAGUAUUUCGUCUAGAUAAUUAUACAGGCGUCAGGUUGAUCUCUUUCAAAAGAAAAAAUACAUCUAAAAGAUUCGAAAUAUUAAUCAUGAUUUAUUAUCGAUAAUGUCAUUGAUAUUAAUAUUGACCGAUAAUUAUGCUUCAAGCGUUUAUAAAAGUUUAUGAAACGUAUCCAUAGCCUUAAAUGAAUUCCAUAAUUUAAUUACUGCAAUUUAAAUACUAAUUUCACGCACAGAUACUAAUUGAAUAAUGCGAAUUCUAUAGUAUUUAGAAAAAGAUAGAAAGAGUAAACCAACGCCGAAUGGACCGACGCUAGCGAUAGCGAUUCUAUAAAUAAAUUAUAGCAAGACGAGGAGGAAUUGCAUAUUUUUGACAAUGAAAGUGUCAAUGGCCACUCUGACACAUGUGACAAUAAACAUCUGUUAAUUAAUUAGUCAGGUGUAAGUAAGAUAAAAAAUAACAAAGAAGAAAAAUCUAUGAACAGUUGGAAUGUUUGUCAGAAUUCGAUUUUUGUAUUAUUUUUUUAUGUUACGAAAUACCAGCGUGUACUUGAAAUGGCUUGCGAGGGAAAGAAGAAACGUUUGUCUCAACACAUUACUCUAUAGUGGUUGCAUCAUUUUUACUUCAACUUCUGGAGUUUCGAUGAAUCGUAAGUAGCAAGAGAAGGUUGUAUUAUUUUUAUAUUGUACAUAUAAUAAUAAUAUAACAAUGUAAAAUAUAUGCGGAGUUGUGAAAAGAUGGAAGAACCGGAAGUUGAGAAUUUUAGGCGAAUAUCGUUAUGAAGAAUCAAAGAAUUUACAAAAAAAUUUUUUGUGAAUGUCAUUGAAAUUGUAUUCGUGAGUAUUCAAACAAAUUUUCAGAGUUAAUAGAUGGAAAAAGGCGACGUUAAAGGAUAAAAGUGCUGCAACCACGUUUGCGAGCAUUUAAAAGCACAUAAAAUGUACGAAUUCAUGUUGAAACGCAUAAUAAUUAAGAGGAAACGGUGCGAAAGCAGGCAGUAGCUUAGAAUCUACACGAAGAAAAUGAGGAAAUUGGGGUCGAGCAAACUGUGACAAUAUAUUGUAUUAUAUAACAUAUAUGUUACUUCCACCAAUCCCUUUCAGCCUGUAACGCAACCCCUUGCCUGACUGAAUAUCAGCUUUCGUGGAAAGAAAAGGGAGAAAAGAGAAUAUCGUUGAUAAUACAAUUAGCGUGGAAGAAUUGUUCGAACAAUUGGUAAAUGCAAAUAUAAUAUAAAAGCAUUGAAAGAAA
Molecule: messenger RNA, 6354 nt
Organism: Bombus terrestris (buff-tailed bumblebee)
Lineage: Eukaryota; Metazoa; Arthropoda; Insecta; Hymenoptera; Apidae
Product: large neutral amino acids transporter small subunit 1
Exons: 11
Coding region: 412-1887 (491 amino acids)
Biological process (GO): amino acid transmembrane transport
Cellular component (GO): membrane
Molecular function (GO): L-amino acid transmembrane transporter activity
Source: RefSeq, a predicted model, not a curated record